GCACUUCCUAAUUCAUUACUGUAAAAUAAAAUUCUCAGAAAAUAUAACGAAAGUGUUAAUAACUUUGCUCGACACUAUUCUGUGUAGUUUUUCUUUGCAUAUCUACUAAAACCGAUGAGAAAUUUUGUUGCUGUUGUCCGUAGCUAUUUCCAACAUGGCAGCGUCCACUCCUGUAAACUUGACUUACAAAACCUGUAGAAAGCUGAAUAAAAAAGUAUUGCGGUGUCGAAAAUAUCUUGAGACUUCUGAAAAUCUCAUAAUAUAUGAUAACCCAACAAAGAUACUGUGUGUGCAGAAUGGAGGUCUAGGAAACAGUGUGAGCAGAGAAGAUAUUCUGGAGAUAUUCAGCCAGUAUGGCUGUGUGCAGGAUAUCAUCAUGAUUCCAAGAAAACCUUAUUGUUUUGUGUGUUUUGAUAAUUGUGACAGUUCACUUAAUGCUAAAAAAAAAACAACUGGGUAUCUGCUUCGGGAGGGAAUAGAUCCUUCACAAAAUGUUGUACUCUAUCCAUUUUUUGUAUCACAAGCUGCUUCUUAUGUCUGCCCUGUGACUGAUUUGCCUUCGGGACUUGUAUUGGUUAAAGAUUUCAUCACAGCAGAUAUGGAGCAUGAGCUUCUCAAAAUCAUCAACUUUGAUGGAGAUUCCAGAGAUGCUGGUUCAUCACUGAAGCAUAGACAAGUCAAACACUAUGGCUAUGAGUUCAAUUAUGAAAUCAACAACGUUGAUCCAAGAAAACCGCUUAAAGAGGGGAUACCUGAAAUUUGUCAUGAGUUCUUAAAGCAGGCCUUGGACAGCAAACUUAUUGCUUGUAUGCCUGAUCAGCUCACAGUCAACCAGUACCUUGCUGGUCAAGGUAUUCCUCCACAUGUGGACACACCUUCAGCAUUUGAAGAUGGAAUUGUAUCUCUCAGUUGUGGAUCACAGGUCAUUAUGGACUUUCGGCAUCCUGAUGGGCGAUGUAUUUCUGUGUUGUUGCCAAGACGAAGUUUGUUAGUGAUGUGUGGAGAGUCACGUUUUAUCUGGUCACAUGGCAUCACUCCCAGAAAAACAGAUAUUGUUUCUUUGGCAUCAGGGGGACUGACAUUAGUAGCUCGAGAAACAAGGACAUCAUUCACCUUCAGAAAACUGUCACCAACUGCUGGAGUUAUCCUCAAGAAAAAUGAAUUAUGUUCUCUGCCAACAACAGAUAGACAAGCUAUGGCUCUUGAAAAUCAACACGUCCAUCAGGUUUACGAACAGAUUGGUGCUCAUUUUAGUGACACCCGCUACAAGCCUUGGCCACAAAUUGCACAGUUUCUUUUGGCUCAAGAGCCAGGUUCUCUUUUUAUGGAUACUGGCUGUGGCAAUGGGAAAUACUUUGGUAUUAACAAGAACAUCUUUGAGAUUGGAUCUGAUAGGAGUGAAAAGCUUGCUGCCAUCUGCAGAGAGCGGAGGUUCCAGGUAUUCAGGGCUGAUGUGAGGGCUAUUCCUGUCAGAGAUGGUGCUGUGGAUGUGGGACUGUGUAUUGCAGUUAUUCACCAUUUGUCCACUGAGAACAGGCGCAAGCAGGCAGUACAGGAAUUAAUUCGAAUUCUUCGACCUGGUGGUAGUGUCCUCAUCUAUGUGUGGGCCAAAGAGCAAGAAAAAGACAGAUGCAAGUCUAAAUACCUGAAAGAGAAUAAACAGCCUAUACAAGAAUGCUCUUCCCCUCAAGAACCUUCUGACAGCAAACAACACAAAGAGCUGCCCCAUGGAGAUGAUAGUGGACAGGAAGAGUUGAGCAUGAUGUGCAGUAAUGAUGCUGGGGUGAAAAUUGUUUCACAUUUUACACCCAAGCCAGAAAAUAAUGUGGAAGGUGAGGUAAGUGUUUCAGCAGCUGAAAAAAGCAAAAUAGCAGAUACUGGUGAUCGUGGAAAUCAGCAUUUGACAUCUGUUCCUGGAGCCAUGAACAACAGAUUUCCUGAUACUCAAAAGACUUCUAUCUUGCAAGUGCACAUAAACAGGACUGAUUUUAAAAGUCAGGACGUGCUUGUUCCAUGGCAGUUACAGAAAGCAAGAGUGAAAAAAGGGCAGCAAGAACUUACAAAUAGCACAUCAUCACAUGAAACCCUACAUCGGUUUUAUCAUGUUUUUGAAGAGGGUGAACUGGAGAAACUUUGUGCUGGAGUGAAUGGUUGCAUCAUUGAAAAAAGUUACUAUGAUCAGGGCAAUUGGUGUGUAGUACUGAGGAAAAUGUGAUACUUGAUCCAUGCAUUUAAAGCACUGUGAUAUGAUCACAAAUUGUAUCUUUAUGGUGACAAUAAAAGAAUACAAAAAUGUUUA
Pomacea canaliculata is the source of this 2299-nucleotide messenger RNA. Its product is annotated as alkylated DNA repair protein alkB homolog 8-like. The record is from RefSeq and is a predicted model, not a curated record. Bases 155 to 2215 code for a protein of 686 amino acids. NCBI's taxonomy places the organism in Eukaryota, Metazoa, Mollusca, Gastropoda, Architaenioglossa, Ampullariidae. Gene Ontology annotation, cellular component: cytoplasm; nucleus. The transcript is spliced from 11 exons. Gene Ontology annotation, biological process: tRNA wobble uridine modification. Gene Ontology annotation, molecular function: S-adenosylmethionine-dependent methyltransferase activity; tRNA binding.